AUGUCCAACAGCAGCUCCACCACCCAGUUCCUCCUCCUGGCGUUUGCAGACACGCGGGAGCUGCAGCUCUUGCACUUCUGGCUCUCCCUGGGCAUCUACCUGGCUGCCCUCCUGGCCAACGGCCUCAUCAUCACCACCGUAGCCUGUGACCACCACCUCCACACACCCAUGUACUUCUUCCUCCUCAACCUCUCCUUCCUUGACCUGGGCUCCAUCUCCACCACUGUCCCCAAAGCCAUGGCCAACUCCCUCUGGCACACCAGGGCCAUCUCCUACCCAGGAUGUGCUGCACAGGUCUUUCUGUUUGUCUUUUUGAUCUCAGCAGAGUAUUUUCUUCUCACUGUCAUGGCCUAUGACCGCUACGCUGCCAUCUGCAAACCCCUGCAGGACUCAGAGGAGGAGAACAACCAGCAGUGGAUGAGGAUCAAGUCGGGCUACUUGAGCAAACUCACCCCUUUUGCCGGUCUGUAUCCAAGGGUGCUGAGAGAGCCAGCCAAUGCCAUUGUAAGGACACUCUGCAUCAUCUUGGAAUGGGGAUGGAGAUUGGGGGAGGUCCCAGAUGACUUGCAAAGAACAAGAGAUGCAUGCAUCUUCCAGCAAGGCCCAAAGGAUGAGCUGGGGAACUGA
Molecule: messenger RNA, 627 nt
Organism: Aquila chrysaetos chrysaetos
Lineage: Eukaryota; Metazoa; Chordata; Aves; Accipitriformes; Accipitridae
Product: olfactory receptor 14I1-like
Exons: 2
Coding region: 1-627 (208 amino acids)
Biological process (GO): G protein-coupled receptor signaling pathway
Cellular component (GO): membrane
Molecular function (GO): G protein-coupled receptor activity
Source: RefSeq, a predicted model, not a curated record